AUGUGUUUUUUUUAAUAAGGAGAGCUCAGGAGUUGGUCUUGCUCUCUUCUGGGUGACGCGGACCCCAAGUGCUUCUUCACCAGAACUUCACUCCACUGUUGGCUUUUCCCUCCUCUCCUCCGCACCCGCCCUCCCCUCUCCUAUUGAAAGUACACAUCCACGCACGCCUCUCGCCCACCAAGGAGCCCUGGGAACCAUGAAGUGGAGCUGGGUGUUAGCCGUGGUCCUGCUGUCGGUCGGGGCACCGUCCUGGGCCAAGGAUGGCCUGGACUUCCCCGAGUACGACGGCAAGGACCGCGUCCACGACCUCAACGCCAAGAACUUUAAGUCAGUGAUGAAGAAAUACGACGUGAUGGUGGUGUACUACCACGAGCACCCGGGGACCAACCGCGCCGCCCAGAGGCAGUUCCAGAUCGAGGAGCUGGCGCUGGAGCUCGCAGCCCAGGUCCUGGACGAGUUUGACGACGAGGAUAUUGGGUUCGGCCUCAUCGAUGAGAAAAAGGACAAGAUUGUAGCCAAGAAGUUAGACCUCGAUGAGGCCGACAGUAUCUACAUCUUCACUGACGACGAAGUGAUUGAAUACGAUGGAGAGCUGGCCGCGGACACCCUUGUGGAGUACAUUUUUGAUGUGCUGGAAGACCCGGUGGAGAUGAUUGACAACCAGCGGGAGCUCAAGGCCUUCCAGAACGUGGAAGAGGACAUCAAACUGGUGGGCUACUUUAAGAGUCACAAGUCGGAACAUUUCCUUGAGUUCGUCGACGCUGCUGAAGAAUUCCAUCCCGAUAUUAUGUUCUACGCAACAUUCAAUGCUAAGGUGGCCAAGACUCUAGAGCUGAAGCUGAAUGAGGUGGACUUCUACGAACCCUUCCUGGCCGACCCCCUGGUCAUCCCUGGCAAGCCCUACACUGAGAAGGAGCUGGUGGACUUCAUUGAGAACCACGACAGACCAACCCUGAGGAAGCUGCAGCCCCACAACAUGUAUGAGAUCUGGGAUGAUGAUGUUGGUGGUGAACACAUUGUUGCCUUUGCAGAGGAGUCUGACCCAGAUGGUUAUGAGUUCUUGGAGAUCUUGAAAAAGGUUGCAGAGGACAACACAGAUAACGACGACCUCAGCAUUGUCUGGAUUGACCCUGACGACUUCCCGCUGCUGGUCCCUCACUGGGAGAAGACUUUCGGAAUCGACCUGUCUGCGCCGCAGAUCGGUGUUGUUGAUGCUGAUGAUGCUGACAGUGUAUGGCUGGACAUGGACGAUGGGGACGACAUGCCAACCAUAGCCGAACUGGAGGAUUGGAUUGAAGAUGCUCUGUCAGGAGAUAUUGAUCCUGAUGAUGACGACGAUGAUGACGACGAUGACGACGACGAUGACGACGAUGAUGAUGAUGACGAUGAUGAUGACGAUGAUGACGAUGAUGACGAUGAUGACGACGAUGAUGAUGACGACGAUGAUGAUGAUGACGAUGAUGAUGACGACGAUGACGACGAUGAUGAUGACGACGAUGAUGACGAUGAUGACGACGACGACGACGAUGAUGAUGAUGAUGACGACGAUGACGACGACGAUGACGACGACGAUGAUGAUGACGAUGACGACGAUGAUGACGAUGAUGAUGAUGACGAUGAUGACGAUGACGAUGACGACGACGAUGAUGACGAUGACGAUGACGAUGAUGAUGACGAUGAUGACGACGACGACGACGACGAUUAUUAAUUUAACAAAAUCAUUAUUUAUUCUGAGGCCUGACCAAUUCAGCUGUCAAUAACAUCAAGUGUCUUGAUUCAUCCAUUUUUGUAUUUUAUUAAAGGGGACAUAUUAUACCGCCAGUUGACAGUGUGAUUAGUCCUUAGAAGCCAUUUUGAAAAUCUGCAAUGUGUGCUCAUAGAUCAGUCUACCAGCCUACCCAAUGGACUGAAGCAAACGUUGCUCAUCUAUCCAGCACACAUCUAGGUGGACGAGUCGAGUCCAGCUGCAGCCCCGGAGAACAACACCCUGGCGUGACAACAACAACCCAGGCGCGACGGUAGUACUCUGGUGUGACACCAGAGAAGUGUGACACUUCCGUCACACCAGAGUACUUCCGCCGCACCUGGGUUGUUGGUGUCACGCCAGGGUGUUGACACCAACAACCCAGGCGCCAGGUGGACACGCCCACGCAGAUUUUCAAAACGGCUUGUAAGGACCAAUCACACUCUCACCUGGUGGUAUAAUAUGUCCCCUUUAAAAUUUGUUCAAUUCCAUUUGCUGUUUUCAUCAUCAAAUCCCUGCGAACAUGUCAAAUGCCCGCAGUCACAGCCACCAAAUAUCCUGUGCAAAUCUUUUGGAAGAAACUUUUUAAGAUCUCAUAUUUUUUAUUCCCACUGUAUAACAGUGUCUUGUACAAUAAAAGAAAAAAACAUUUUGGAAACUUUGACAUCUAAUGUUAUUCAUUUUAUUUUAUUUUUUUUACACAACUCUAAGUUCGAAGUUUCAACGUCAAUAGCGUUUUUUGUCUGAGUCCAUCUGUGAGUCUGUCUGUCACAUGUGCCGAAUGUCUUCUUUCUCAAUGUUGGGCCAUCUCUCUGUGGCCCCAGACCUCCCCAGCUGAGGGCCAAACGAAGGGUGCUUAUGGGGGUCUGCCUGCGACGAGUGCUAUCAGCCCCGGUGAACAUCACCGUGUUAAGAAACAUACAUUGAUGUUCAUCAGGGCUGAUAGCAUUUGAACCGUAGAACUAUGGUAACAUUAACCAAAUGUGUUAUCGUGAAUGUAACCUUACGUGCUAAAAGGUGCUGUUUUAUCACACAGAUGUUUUCUACAAUGAUGAAAUAUAACAACAGCGAUAUUCUAUUUUUGUAACAAGAGAAAAUACUGUAAAGUCUUAAAUAAAUAACAGCCUGGACAGAAAUGCUAA
Messenger RNA from Gadus macrocephalus (Pacific cod), 2886 nucleotides. It is a transcript of the gene casq1a, whose product is annotated as calsequestrin 1a. Gene Ontology annotation, cellular component: sarcoplasmic reticulum lumen. Gene Ontology annotation, biological process: regulation of skeletal muscle contraction by regulation of release of sequestered calcium ion. The coding region runs from base 197 to 1708 and encodes 503 amino acids. NCBI's taxonomy places the organism in Eukaryota, Metazoa, Chordata, Actinopteri, Gadiformes, Gadidae. Gene Ontology annotation, molecular function: calcium ion binding. The record is from RefSeq and is a predicted model, not a curated record. The transcript is spliced from 11 exons.